This is a messenger RNA of Scomber scombrus (Atlantic mackerel), 7501 nucleotides long. Its product is annotated as teashirt homolog 1-like. The record is from RefSeq and is a predicted model, not a curated record. Gene Ontology annotation, biological process: regulation of transcription by RNA polymerase II. Gene Ontology annotation, cellular component: nucleus. Gene Ontology annotation, molecular function: DNA binding; DNA-binding transcription factor activity, RNA polymerase II-specific. The transcript is spliced from 3 exons. Lineage: Eukaryota; Metazoa; Chordata; Actinopteri; Scombriformes; Scombridae. The coding region runs from base 2640 to 6206 and encodes 1188 amino acids.
UAUCCUGAAGUCCUCUCCGAAGGUCAACACUUCCUUCUCUAGACACGUCUGCACGGGGCAGAGACACUUUGGUUUGUUUUGGCAAUGAUUCCUUUUUCUUUUGAGGAGAACAGUCCUGCACUGACAGGGAAAGGCUUGUAUCACAAAACACACUGCAUGAUGUCAUGAUUCAUUGUCUUCAGAGACACCCACAACAAACUGCACUUUUAAAAUCUUAGAUAGUUGCUUCUUGCCUCAACACGAAGACGGCUGUUUUCAUCUUUGGUAACAUGUUGGAAACAAAUAUGUGAGAAAGGAAUGUAUAAAUAAAUCAUUUACUGUCUUUUAGAGCGGCAUGCACGCUGCGCCUCAUUACUGUGCAUGUCACACGUGUACUUUGAGUCUGUAGAUAAUGCUUCUGUGGUUUAUAGAUGGGUCACGAUGAUAUAACAAAACACCUUGAUUCGACUGCUUUACCUCUAUAGAAUCAGCUUCCUCACAAAGGGAAAGAUUAUCUUAUCAACAAAACGUACAACUAUUUGGAUGCACACAACUAAAAAUACUGAGUCUGAUACUUGUGAUGAUAAAGUCACAAUCUGUUCAAACAUAAACCUUUGGAAAAACUUUUCAAACUGAUAACGUAGCUUUAACAAUCACAGUGUGCUUUAAAAUAUGAUAUCAUACACUAAACUUGAAAACCCAACACAUUACAGUGACAUAGUUGUUGAAUGAAAUGAAUGUGAGGACAAUCCUACACAAGAAUACUGAAUUAAAUUUGAAAUAUUUCCAUGCCUGUGUUUUUCAUUUAUGGGUAAAACUGAUAUUUAAAAUUAUGCAAAUCAUUUAUUUUUAGUGCACUGUUACAUGAAAAUUAAUUAAAACAAAAUGUAGAAUUUUGGACAGAGUGCUCACAUAGGUCAGGUUUAAAAAACAUAACAAAAAAAGCAUCUCAUAUAAUUUGAUGCCACUUUCAUCUCUCAUAUAGAUGCCAUGCAUUUGUUAAGAUUUGUGACUAAAAGUGCAUACAUGGACCAGAUUGAUAUCAGGAGUCUUGAGGAUUGACUGGAGGACUGACUCAAAAAGAACUGAUCUCAUCAAUCAAAUCUAAAAUAAAGAAAUAAAGCAUCAAUCUUUUCUUGUACGUGCACCUUUCUUUCGCUCCAGUCGUGAUCUUUUCAAUUAUCAAUUUCUCACUCUGAGAUUCCUUAAUUAACACUCUCGUAUUUUAUAUUUGCAAGGCGCUUUUGAGGCGGCUCUUGUUUUGCAACAGAAUCCCACCAACCCAAAUAUUUAUUUUAAAACAGCUUCACAGAUCCCGUGACUGUGAUGCCUCACAACCUAAUGGUCAAAGGUCUCAUUUCACAAGCAACUGAUCGCUGCCUUGCAAAACAAUAAGUCACUAAUGUAAUGUUUUACACUCAGUCUCGUUGAAAAGUGAAUUUUAUUGGCAGUAAAUGCCACAAUAAACCCUAAAGUGCAUUUGUGUGAAGCUAAUAUAACAUUUAACCUCAGAUCAGGCAUACAUAUAGUUGAUAAUGUAGUGAUAAAUAAAAUAUGGGUUAUGAUAUCACCUCCAGCUUGGAUUAAAAAUAGAAUCCAACUAUUUUUAAAACAGCACUGAUUCAUGUAUUUUCCAUCUUACAUGAGCCAAUGUCUAAUUUUAUAAUAUUUAUCUUCUUUUUUUUAAUCAUCUUUUAGGCUGCCAGGAAUAAACGGUGUGUUAUCCUGACUUCAGGUGGGUUCACUCUCCCUUAACAGUAAAUACACUGCUGUGUUCUGCUGCUGUGAAUGAGAGAAAUGAUGCUGCAAUUCCCGCGCCAUGUAAAACUGCAUCUCCUUCUCCAUCAUCUCCAUCUCUUAAUGCCAGUCUGAGCCCCCCCAUGACUUUCUCUUUGCAGGUUGGUGACGUAGAGAGACAGGAGGACAGAGAGAGAGAGAGAGAGGGAGAGAGAGAGAAAGAGAGAGAGAGAUGCCGAGAUGGAUUGAUAGACAAAUGCAGAGAGGGCGGAACUUGGAUUUACAGUACAGCGCUUAUUUCUCACGUAUUUUGCCAUCUUGUGAUGAUGAUGAUGAUGAUGAUGAUGAUGAUGAUGAUGAUGAUCGCAGGUGCUGGACAUGUGUAAAUCCAGGUCUCUGGCAAAAGAAGAGAAGGAGACACAAGGAUACAUUACUUAUCAGAGGUGUGCGGUGCGCUCACACGGGACUUAUUUGUUUGGUUACAGCCAGAGUUUAUUUAUUUUUUAGUUUUGGUGUGCGUAAAAAGCGCAGCAAACUAUCGUCCCCCUCCAAACAGCACUGGAGAUUAGGGGGAUUUUUUUUUUCCGGGGGAGUGAACUGAAAACUUGGGUUUCAAGGUGCCUGCCUUCUUCCUUCUGCUUUUUAUCCUGCCAUGAGAGAGAUGAAGGAAGAUGAUCUUUGAUGGACAUGAAGGUGUCAGGAGCUGGCCGAAUCCGUUCGUAAUUUUUGAGCUUAUCGUCGCUGGAGCCGAUCCAGCUGUUAAGUCUAAAAAAGCCAAGCCAGUGUGAAAAAAUAAUUCUAGUCAUCUUGAGCUGCGAGAUCAAAACCCCCUCCCCUGAAAAACGGGAUGAUUUUUCAAAACUGACAGACUUGAUUUCUUUGUAAUUCCUGCAUGAGAAGCACCGUGGAAAGUGACGGUCACUAUGCCGAGGAGAAAGCAGCAAGAGCCGCGGCGAUCAGCAGCGUACAUGCCCGAGGACGAGCUUAAGGCAGCCCCUCACGAUGAGGAAGAGCACCUGCAGGACGACGGCCUCUCUUUAGACGGUCAGGACACUGAGUUCCUGUGCAACGAGGAAGAGGAAGAUGUAGACGGAGGCCAGCCACCUAGUUACAGAGACUCUCCACUCAGCAAUGGCACCAACCCUGAUGCUGGAUACGGGUCUCCACUCAGUGAUGCCAGCGACCGACUUACGGACUUCAAGAGCACCUCCUCCAGGGACGGUCAUGAGAGGGAAGGCACCACUUUGCCCUUCCGCCCCAACAACGGCCUCUCUUUCCAGGAUAGCCUGGCUCAGAUGAAAGCCGUCUAUGCAAACCUCAUCUCAGAUGCCUCUUGGUCCAGCAUCACGAUGGACAUCAUGAAAUCUAAGCCUGCAGCAGCUGGCAGUGUCAACAGUGCCCUUGCCACUCCAGAGCCUGCUUCUACUGCCCCUGUCUCCACAACAACAACCAUUAACAAGACCAGUGGGGUUAGCAUGGCUAACAGUCACCACAAUGGCAGGAGCUCCAGCACCACUGUCAACCACACAGGCAGCACAAGUGGCAAUACUAAUGGCACAGCAGCUAGCUCUGUUAGCAGCCACAGUGCAACCAGCAGCAGUGGGGGCAACACUGGUGUGGCUAGUAAUGGUAGCGGUGUAGCCUAUGACUGGCACCAGGCAGCACUUGCCAAGACUUUUCAGCAGAACCCCUACCACCUUUUACCAGAGCCCAGCCUCUUCAGCACAGUGCAGCUCUACCGGCAGAACAAUAAGCUGUAUGGCUCUGUCUUCACCGGUGCAAGCAAGUUUCGCUGCAAAGACUGCAGCGCUGCCUACGACACACUGGUGGGUUUGACGGUUCACAUGAAUGAGACGGGCCACUAUAGAGAUGACAACAAGGACAAAGAGGAAGAUCAGGGAAAGCGCUGGUCCAAACCACGCAAGCGCUCCCUGAUGGAGAUGGAGGGGAAAGAGGAUGCCCAGAAGGUGCUGAAAUGCAUGUACUGUGGCCACUCAUUUGAGUCUCUACAAGAUCUCAGUGUUCAUAUGAUCAAGACCAAGCAUUACCAGAAAGUGCCUCUCAAAGAACCAGUGCCAGCCUUGGCCACUAAGCUGAUGCCCACUUCAGCUAAAAAACGAGCUAUUCAAGAUGCUCUAGUCUCCCCAUGUUCCCCAGACUCUCUCCAUGCAGGUGGUGGCAGCCUAUCUCUUGGGGAUGUUGGCAAAGAUACAAAAGCAGCAGCUAACCCCUAUGUUACGGCAAACAACCGCUAUGGCUACCAGAAUGGUGCCAGCUACACAUGGCAGUUUGAAGCUCGUAAAGCCCAGAUCCUCAAAUGCAUGGAGUGUGGGAGCUCUCAUGAUACACUGCAACAGCUGACUGCCCACAUGAUGGUUACAGGUCACUUUUUGAAGGUCACAAAUUCUGCAUCUAAGAAGGGCAAGCAGCUAGUCUUUGAUCCUGUGAUAGAAGAGAAGAUUCAGUCUAUCCCACUGCCGCCGACCACGACAAGGCUUCCCGUUCCCAGUAAUGUUAAGUCCCAGCCAGUGUCCCCUGCCCUCUCCUCUGGUUCAGAGGAAAAGAGGGAAUCAUGUGAAGAUGAAAAGAUGGUAGAAGGUGGCGAGCCAAUGGAAAAAAAAAUCAAGGAAGAGAAAGACGACUCAGGUGAGAAAUCUGAGACUAACGCCACAUCAUAUAAAUAUCUUAGAGAAGAAGAUUUGGAAGAAACACCCAAAGAAGGUUUAGAUAUUCUAAAAUCCCUUGAGAACACAGUAUCCAGUGCCAUCAGCAAGGCCCAGACAGGUACACCCACAUGGGGAGGCUACCCUAGCAUUCAUGCAGCCUACCAGCUGCAGGGUGCCAUGAAGAGCUCCUCUACUAUUCUCCCCCCAACCAUCCAGAGUGUCCAGAUGCAGCCAAUGUUUAAUAGUGGGCUUCGAAGCCUGGUGACUGACCCCAACUCAGUCAUCCACUCACCUCGGAGUCCUUCUUCCCCUACUCCCCUCAGGAGCAAUGUCACUGCCAUGGAGGAGCUUGUGGAGAAAGUGACAGGGAAAGCUGCCACUGUGAAGAAAGAAAAGGAGGAGAAGAUGGUGAGCCGGGAGCGAUGUCGGCCCCCGUCAUUAGUAAAAUCCCCCUCUCCGGCAAUGAAAGAGCAGAGAGAGCAAUUAGUAUCUCCAAAUGACCUUUCUGUAGGUAAACUAUCUGGUAUGAGAAGUAGCAGCCCAGGCAGUGUAGAUUCAGAGCUCAUCUGCAAGAAGGAGCCCAAGGAGAGCCUAGUAGAUGUCCACAACAACCAUUCAAAGAACGGUUCUGAGGCAUGCCAAUCCCCAGUAACUAAUGGCAACAGUCUCGGCAUCAUCACUGAUCACUCACCGGAAAGUCCUUUCAUCAACCCUCUCAGUGCACUCCAGUCAAUCAUGAACACACACCUGGGUAAGGCCUCCAAACCAGUAAGCCCAGCUGCAGACCCACUAUCUAUGCUUUACAAAAUCAGCAACAGCAUGAUGGAAAAGCCAGCUUUUAACCCAACUCCUCAGGGCAAGGUAGCUGAGCCCAUCAACCACUAUCAGUUGUAUGAUAACAGUGACCAGCCCAUAGACCUGAGUAAAAAUAAGGCCUCUACUAAUAGCAACAAUAACAACAGCAGCAGUGGGCUCUUGACCAACAAUAGUGUAAAUGGUAACAAACCCCUCAUUUCCCUCCCUGACACAGUCUCGUCACCUCUGAGAGAGAAUGCGCUGAUGGACAUUUCUGAUAUGGUAAAGAACCUCACUGGAAGACUGACGCCCAAAUCUUCAACUCCCUCCUCCAUCUCAGAGAAGUCAGAUGCAGACGGCAGCGCAUUUGAGGAUGCCCUAGAGGAUCUGUCCCCAGUGCAGAAAAGGAAAGGGAGGCAGUCCAACUGGAAUCCCCAGCACCUCCUCAUCCUCCAGGCACAGUUUGUCUCCAGCCUGAGGGAGACCUCAGAGGGCCGCUAUGCCAUGACUGACCUGGGCCCUCAGGAAAGGGUCCACAUCUGUAAGUUCACAGGCCUCUCCAUGACUACCAUAUCCCACUGGUUGGCUAAUGUCAAGUACCAGCUGAGACGGACUGGGGGCACCAAGUUUCUCAAGAACAUGGACUCGUGCCAGCCUGUGUUCCUCUGUGGUGACUGUGCCUCCCAGUUCAGGACUCCCUCCUCCUACAUCAGCCACCUGGAGUCUCACCUGGGCUUCAGCUUGAAGGACCUGUCCAAACUGUCAACUGAGCACCUACGGGAGCAGCAGGCUGCCUCAAAGGUGAUCACAGACAAAAUGACAUUCGGCAGCCCCCUGUCAGCCUUGACCACGCCAGAGGACGACACAGGCUCUGUGUUCCAGUGCAGACUUUGCAAUCGGACAUUCGUCAGCAAACACGCAGUCAAACUGCACCUCAGCAAGACCCACGGCAAGUCUCCAGAGGACCACCUGGUGUUUGUCACAGCUUUGGAGAAACUGGAGAAGCUAGACAAGAUGGAAAAGGUUUAAGUGAGGUCUCAAGUUGAGGGUAGAGACUGACAGCUGUGGAACUGACUAGAAUUUCAUUGCACUAAAAUGACAUUGUUCACAGUUACUGCACUGGGCCGAACUGAGCCGCCAGAAGAAAAAAAAAUCAGUCUUAUUAUUUUUGUUGUGAUAACUGCCUGACUGGACCAUGUCUUUUCAUGUUGAUUUGUUUUUGUUUUGCCAAGCUUUUUUACACUUAUUUUGUAAUAUAUUUAUAUGCUAUUUGUCUGAUCUGUGCAUGUAUUUUAGUGAAUCAAGGUUAAACACAAGAUUUUAAUCUUUUCAUGGCAAAAAUACAACUACUGCUUCAAUGGUAAAAGUGGUGUGUGGAAAAGAAUUGGGGAAAGAGGAAACUGUAUAAUACUUGAUAUGAAGAAGAUGAAAAUUAAAUGUAUACACCAAAAGAAUGAAAGAAUAUCCUGAACGACUGAAGUAGCACCUUAGACAGUUGAAUUUUGAAUUUGUAAAGAGAACAUGUUUUUAAACAUCCUGCAUUUGUCAAAAUCAGAUUGAUUUUUAAAAGAUUAAGGAUUAUCAUUUCCCCCGGUCCUUUUUUGGAUUCCUGUCAUUGCAAUGUUUUUGAUGAUGAAUGGCCUGCUCAUAAAUCUGUCAGUGUAUUAGAAAAAAGAUGAUGUGAACAUUUGGAAAAACUGAAAUGCUGCUUCUGGUUACGAGUCAAUCAGUAAAAAUGAAUGGCCGUCAGUAUGCAAGUUUGCUCAAAAAACUUUUCCUUGUUGUGAAGUAUCACCUUAUAGCAAUUUUCCAGUUGUAUGGUUUGUUAAAACUUUCUCUUUCUAAAUUGUGUCGCUUUAUUCAACUGUAAAGAGAACAGUCCAUUACAUGUAAAUGAUUACCAGUGAAAUGUCAGUACUCCAUAAGACAUAUCUUACCAUUUGAAACAGCUCAACAUUCUUUGUAUCUUAAGGUGUGUGCAUUCUCUAACUUUUAUAUUGUCAUUUUAUAUACAAAAAUGAUAAAAAAUAAAAACAGAUGAUGUAUAUAGAUAUAUGCUGUAGAGCUACAAAAUGUCCUUUUUUAAAGAAAAUACAAAUUUAGCUUCUUUGGCUUGGUUUACAGAAAUGAUUUUAAUUAUACUUGCAUCCAAUUUGAUGCAUGAAAUGGUGUGGAAAAUAAAUAAGCGAUGCACAAUGACUAUACAUUUCAAUGUUUUAUCGACAAUAUUGUAAAAAAAAAACAAAAAAAAAACUUUUUAGCACUGAUUAGUUUGUUUCAUUUAUUUCUCAAUUGUAAAAUAAACCCCAAAGCAGUUGUUAACA